GCGCCCGUAUCCCCCGCUCCUCCCCAGCCGCCCCCGUUUUCUGUGGAGGAUCGAGGAGGAGGAGGCUUCUUCUCGUCGUAUUUUCAAGCUCAUGCGUAAGGAGGCGUGCCUUAGAUAACACGACAGAGGAGCCAGAGGAGGGGGGUCGAGGUGGCUCUCAUCAGAAUGGCUCCUUAAUGGAAUAAAGGGAAGCCCCACGACAGGAGCAGCCUCGACUCCAGGGGGGGAAACCUGCUGCUGGCACUGAGUUGGCCCCGUUAGUCUGGCACUGGCACUCGGAGCUCUCUGGCGGUGGCACUCUCGGCGCUCGUGACUCGGCCCAGGGACUUUGGCACUGGCACUCUCGGCUCUCUGGCACUGGCACCAUAGGCUCUCGUGAGGUUACCAUGGCAGGCAGAGCGAGUACUCGGGUCCUCCUGGUGACGGCCAACAUCGCCUCGUGCUUCGAACAGCCUGACACCAUGCUGAAGCCAUGGAUCACAGAAUUUUUAAAGACUGUAGAGGACCAUGAGCCACAGUUCAUUGCGCUCCACUGCCAGGAGGUUGGAGGAAAGAAUUAUGAAGAAAGUAUGCAGCAUGUUGAGCAUUUUGUCAGGUCACUGCUGAACAGAGGGACUAUGUUACCUUAUGACAAGAUUAGAGUUUUCCUAGAUGAGGAGUACGAGUCUGCCGAAAAGUUCACUGCCCUGGGUAAUCUUUACUUCAUCCAUCAAAACGUUCAAGAUGUACAGAUUUGGGAUUUUGAAGAGAAAAGAUUCACCGACUGUGUGGACAGAAGAGAGUACUCAGGUAACAUAGAGGAUGUGCCAACCAAGGAAAAGUCAAAAUUCCCACAAGAGUUCUUCCCCGAGUGCAAGUGGUCUCGGAAAGGUUUCAUGAGAACGAGAUGGUGUUUAAAUGGUACCAAGUUUGACCUUGUGAACAUCCAUCUAUUUCACGAUGCAUCAAAUUUCAUUGCCAUGGAGGAGUUUCCAUCAGUAUACAGCCUCAACAGAAAGAGAGCACUGGAACACACAUUAGACAGACUGUUUCAUAUUUGCAAGUGGUCUCGGAAAGGUUUCAUGAGAACGAGAUGGUGUUUAAAUGGUACCAAGUUUGACCUUGUGAACAUCCAUCUAUUUCACGAUGCAUCAAAUUUCAUUGCCAUGGAGGAGUUUCCAUCAGUAUACAGCCUCAACAGAAAGAGAGCACUGGAACACACAUUAGACAGAUUCCACAAUGAUGGCUUUGAAAAUGUUCCUCUCUUCAUAUUUGGUGACUUCAACUUUAGAGUGAACACUCAUGGGGUUGUGCAGAAACUGACAAAUGGGUGCACACCAGAGGAUGCUGAAUUACCCAACACUGGUGAGAAGGCAAAGGAGUACAAGGACAACAAGGGCAAGGUGCAGCUAACCAUUUCCAAGAAGACCUUCAAGCACUCAGAGCACGACACACUAUUUCUCAAGGAUAACGGCAGCUUGCUAAAAGAGUUUGAUCAAGAAAUUGAUCAGUUCAAGGAAAGAUUAACAGAGUUUCCAAUCAGCUUCCCUCCAAGUUAUCCAUUUGAGGAAGGUGCUGGUGGCAAUGGCUCACACUACAUGAAGACUCGGUGUCCCUCUUGGUGUGACAGGAUCAUCCUCGACCAAGCAGCCAAAAAACUAGUGGAUUCAAGUAAUGGAAAGGUGGCAUACAAUCUCAUUGGCUUGAAUGUGACAAUGGGUGAUCACAAGCCUGUGGGUCUUUGUUUGGAGGUGGCCGUGGGAGCAGGUAUAGUGCCGUGUUGCUCUCCUGAUGCACCGUGCCGUAACUUUGUGCAUGAACCUGAUGCUCAGUGUUUUGUGCAGGCGGGUUGGUGCCUGUGUCAAUCAUACCCAGCCUGCCCGAGACCUGUAGUCAAGUCUGUGUGCCCCAACAGUAGUACCCUGUCCUCUCUCCCAGGCCAGGUUCUCCCCAUGAGCCAAGCGGCUGCAUGUGUUAACCCGGUAAGGGUAGACGUUGCUCCUGCCCCACUUAGUGUCUGCAGUCCUGGACCAUGUUCGGUGCCUCAGUGUGUUUGUAGUGCUGGUGCUAGUGAAGAGAAAAUCUCACAUCAUUGUCAUUGUGGCCAUCUGUCAAGAGAACAGCCAGUCAGACCAGCAGGUGGAGUCGAAUCACGUGACCUUUUAAGAAAUCUUUUAAUGCUUGGUGGAAAUAGUACAAACAAUCAAGCUGUUGAUGGACAUGAACAGUUACUGAAAAGAGUAAACUCUGCACCCAACACCACAAUAUCUCUAGCAAGAGUGUAUCAUCAUGCCCCCUUAAUAUCUUCUCAUUCCUUGGACACUGGAUGCUGUUUGCAUCACACAUAUCCUCCUCCUAAACUUCGCCUCAGAGCAAGUUCCUCCAGGUUGAUUUCCCAUCACAGUUCCUCCACAGAAGAAUGGUUUGAAGAAGUUCCUGUGCCUGACCCUUCAUUUGGUACAGGAGAAACAGACCUGCAGUGCAGAUCAGUUCAGUCCACACAUGCAGAGACUGCAGGGCAGGUGAACCCACCAGUCGAGCUUAAUUUAUGUGUUAGUGUGGAUAAGCCACCCCCUCAACAGUCUGAGGAAAGCCAUCUUGAAGACACUCAUUCUUGGUCAUCAAUUACACAUACUGGUACUUUGGAGGAUUCAGGAGGCAGCGGGGCUGAGAGUGCAGGUGUAGACAGCAGAGAUGGCAAUUGCAAAGAAGUUGAUGAAGUAAGCAACAGACAGGUGAGCACAGAGCAGCACUCUCUCAACAAUCUGCUUCUCACCGACAGUUGUGACCGCCUUUCUGCCAAGCAUUUAAAUCAGUCAGAAUCAAGCUUAAGUUGUACUCAAUACAGUGAAGACAGUGCAUCUAGCAUGGGACGACCACUUAAAGAUGGAGAGACAGUCUCUCAGGCCCCAACCUUUGACAUUGCAGACUUAGAUUCUGGUGAUAUUAGUUCCGCAAAACAUAAUAAAAAGUGCCAAAAAUCUAGCCACAAACCCAGUGCUGAUAUGUCUGAACGCUCGCCUGGCCAGUGCUGUUGUGUUCUGUCUUAACCUAGACUACAUAGUGCUUCUAGUAGUUGCCCAUGAUGGAACCCCGGUUGAUGAACCUGUGUGGCAGCUCAGGGAGCCGGGGGAGACCGCCGCAGUGUCAGAACAGCCAACGCCAUUGGAAGAAGAGAGCGACCAAGCCCAGGGGACGCUGAGAUGUGUUCCUCAGGGCAUCG
Penaeus indicus is the source of this 3202-nucleotide messenger RNA. RefSeq lists its product as uncharacterized. Gene Ontology annotation, molecular function: inositol-polyphosphate 5-phosphatase activity. The transcript is spliced from 17 exons. Lineage: Eukaryota; Metazoa; Arthropoda; Malacostraca; Decapoda; Penaeidae. Gene Ontology annotation, biological process: phosphatidylinositol dephosphorylation. The record is from RefSeq and is a predicted model, not a curated record. The coding region runs from base 387 to 3029 and encodes 880 amino acids.